Messenger RNA from Alnus glutinosa, 3273 nucleotides. RefSeq names its product kinesin-like protein KIN-7B. Gene Ontology annotation, biological process: microtubule-based movement. Bases 225 to 3074 code for a protein of 949 amino acids. The transcript is spliced from 15 exons. Lineage: Eukaryota; Viridiplantae; Streptophyta; Magnoliopsida; Fagales; Betulaceae. Gene Ontology annotation, molecular function: microtubule motor activity; microtubule binding; ATP binding. The record is from RefSeq and is a predicted model, not a curated record.
UGUUACGUGUUCUCUUGCUCUCUGCUCCAACCCCACGCCCACAGGCCAAGAAUCUCUCUCUCUCUCUCUCUCUUUCGGUGAUCACUGAUUUCACAUAAUUUUCCAAAAGACCCUAACAAACAUUCGUUCCGCCGUUUCCUCUGCUGACGUUCUGGAUUCUUCGUCCGUUUUCAAGGACUUUGGAGGAAUUGAAAUAUCAUUUGGAGGAUCAGGUAAAGAAGAAGAUGGUUGGGACUCCAGCGACUCCAUUGUCUAAGAUACAAAGGACCCUUUCAUUCACCCCAGGUGGUCCAAAAAUUCACGAGGAGAAAAUAUUAGUCACUGUUCGGAUGAGGCCUCUCAGCCGGAAGGAACAAGCAAUGUAUGAUCUUAUUGCUUGGGAUUGCAUAGAUGAGCACACCAUUGUAUUCAAGAACCCAAAUCAUGAGCGCACUGCAACUACCUACGCCUUCGAUAAAAUUUUUGGUCUUGAAUGCUCAACUCAGAAGGUUUAUGAAGAAGGUGCUAAGGAUGUUGCUUUAUCUGCACUUACAGGAAUGAAUGCAACGAUUUUUGCAUAUGGGCAGACUAGCAGUGGUAAGACAUUUACCAUGAGAGGAAUUACUGAAAAUGCUGUUAAGGACAUCUAUGAACACAUCAGGAAUCACCCUGAGAGGGAUUUUGUUUUGAGAGUUUCUGCAAUGGAGAUCUACAAUGAAACUGUCAUAGACCUUCUGAAUCGUGAAUCUGGUCCUCUUCGACUUCUAGAUGAUCCUGAGAAAGGGACCAUUGUGGAAAAACUUGUUGAAGAAGUUGUUAAGGAUGGCCAACAUCUUCGGCAUUUAGUUGCCAUUUGUGAAGCUCAAAGGCAGGUGGGAGAAACUGCUCUAAACGAUAAAAGCUCAAGAUCACAUCAGAUAAUCAGGCUGACCAUAAAGAGUAGCCUGCGGGAAAGUUCAGGCCGUGUGAAAUCUUUCAUAGCAAGUUUGAAUCUUGUGGACCUUGCUGGAAGUGAACGUGCCUCUCAAACAAAUGCGGACGGUACAAGAUUGAAGGAAGGCAGUCACAUCAACCGUAGCUUGUUGACACUCACAACAGUGAUCAGGAAAUUAAGUGGUGGCAAAAGGAGUGGUCAUGUACCAUACAGGGAUUCAAAACUCACACGAAUCUUGCAGUCAUCACUAGGGGGAAAUGCUCGGACCGCAAUUAUAUGUACCAUGAGUCCAGCUUUGAGCCAUGUGGAGCAAACAAGGAAUACGCUCUUGUUUGCAACUAGUGCAAAGGAAGUUACCAACAAUGCUCAAGUAAACAUGGUUGUUUCCGACAAGACACUAGUGAAGCAUUUACAGAAGGAAGUGGCCAGACUUGAAGCAGAGCUGCGAAGUCCUGAGCCUUCUUCAUCUUCAUGUUUGAGGUCUAUACUAGAGGAGAAGGACUUAAAAAUACAGCGGAUGGAAAGGGAGAUGGAAGACCUAAAGCGCCAGAGAGACCUUGCACAAUCCCAACUUGAACUACAAAGAAAAUCGCACAAAGUGCAGAAGGGGUUAGACCAAUGUGGGCCUUCUUGUCAAGUCGCUAGGUGUCUUUCUUUUCCGGGUGAGAAUGAAUCAGUUUCCAGUAAAUCUACGCCAGUAACUAGGCCCAGAAAUGCAGGUGGAAGACAGGCAAUGACGAGGCAAUCGGUUACUUCAACAGAUCCAUCCAUGCUUGUGCAUGAAAUCCGAAAACUCGAGCAGCUGCAGAGGCAGCUUGGUGAGGAAGCAAAUCGGGCCCUAGAAGUACUGCAUAACGAGGUUGCUUCACACAGAAUAGGGAGUGGAGAAACUGCUGAAACCAUUGCGAAGCUGCUAUCUGAAAUAAAGGGCAUGCAAGUAGUUAGCUCUGCAUCUGAAGAAAUUGUGAUCGGCAAUAAGGCCAACCUGAUGGAAGAAAUAAAUCGAUUAAAGUCUCAAGGAGGCACUAUAGAAUCUCUUGAAAAGAAGCUUGAGAAUGUUCAGGAAUCUAUAGACAAGCUGGUUUCAUCUUUCCCAAGUGGCGAAGAGACUCCUGAGUGCAAGACCCAAUCUAAAAAGAAGAAGUUUCUUCCUUUUGCCAUGAGCAACAAUGCAAACAUGCAAAACAUAAUCCGAUCCCCAUGCUCACCUCUGUCGUCCUCUCGUAAGAUGAUGGAUUAUGAGACAGAGAACAAAGUCCCUGAGAAUAAUGGUGUUUUGCCUAGUAAUGUAACAUUCCCAAGGCCUUGUCAAGUAACUCCAGUAAAGAGUGAUGAACAUGGUCAUUGUAACCCAUCAAGAGAGGGAACUCCUGCUACACAGCAAUUGAAUUCAGUUAAUGUGAAGAAAAUGCAGAGGAUGUUCAAGAAUGCUGCUGAGGAGAACAUUCGGAGCAUUAGAGCCUAUGUUACCGAGUUAAAAGAACGGGUGGCAAAGUUGCAAUACCAAAAGCAGCUUCUUGUUUGCCAGGUAUUGGAGCUGGAGAAUGUGGCUGGAACUGACGAGCCCAAUGUAAUUGAUCAGACUCCACCAAAGCCAUGGCACUUAAAGUUUGAGGAUGAGAGAAAGCAAAUUGUCAUGUUAUGGCAUUUGUGCCAUGUCUCAAUUGUGCAUCGUACUCAAUUUUACGUGUUAUUCAGGGGAGACCCUGCUGAUGAGAUAUAUAUGGAGGUGGAACUUAGAAGGUUGACAUGGUUGGAGCAGCACUUUGCAGAGCUUGGCAAUGCCAGUCCCGCACUUCUAGGCGAUGAACCUGCAGGCUCUGUUUCGGCAAGUAUCAAGGCUCUUAAGCAAGAAAGGGAAUAUCUGGCCAAGAGGGUGAGCUCUAAGCUAACAACAGAGGAAAGAGAAAUGCUUUACACAAAAUGGGAAGUUCCUCCAGUAGGAAAACAAAGGAGAUUGCAAUUAGUGAACAAAUUGUGGACGGACCCUCAUAACAUGCAGCAUGUACAAGAGAGUGCUGAAAUUGUUGCCAAGUUGGUGGGCUUCUGCGAAUCCGGCGAACAUGUUAGUAAGGAGAUGUUUGAGCUCAACUUUUCACGCCCUUCCGAUAAGAAGACAUGGAUGGGCUGGAAUUUAAUUUCAAAUCUCUUAAAUCUGUAACCAGACAGACACUCUGUGGUUUAACUACAUUAUUAAAUCUUUCUUAUGUUAAAUCUAGAAGCAUUUUUUGGGUUGCCCAGAGUUAGAAUUUUUGUAAUUAAAUUGAAGUUGUAAUAGAAAUAACAAUUGGUGUCAUACUCCCUCUCUGACGGGACGGUGUGGCCGCGUCAGCAAGUUGUUGACAUGGAGCUUAAACCUA